Molecule: messenger RNA, 1751 nt
Organism: Dreissena polymorpha
Lineage: Eukaryota; Metazoa; Mollusca; Bivalvia; Myida; Dreissenidae
Product: notchless protein homolog 1-like
Exons: 13
Coding region: 117-1643 (508 amino acids)
Biological process (GO): Notch signaling pathway; ribosomal large subunit assembly
Cellular component (GO): nucleolus
Molecular function (GO): protein binding
Source: RefSeq, a predicted model, not a curated record
CUAGAUUUGGUUUUAGUAUAUUACAUAUUCUGCUGGUUUGAGUUGCGUUUUUCAGUUUGCCGUGUAGACGCAGAGUACCAAACGUCGGAUACAGGUCGGUCACGACUCCACUUCCGAUGGGGCAGUUCGGACACCUCGGGUAUUCUGAAACACUGACAUUUGUUGAAGUAAUGACAUGUAUUAUAUAUAUACACAGUUCUUCUGAAAUGGAAUCAGAUCAGACAGGGCGCCGAAUAUUGGCGCAGUUCAAAAGUGAAUCAGGGGAGGUCACUGGCAGUGCAUUUGACUUGCCUGUAGACAUCACAGUAGAGAAGCUGCAGCUGAUCUGCAAUGCCUUGCUGCAAACAGAAGAACAAGUGCCAUACUCAUUUUUUGUUGAUGACAAAGAAAUCACAGAGAGUUUAAACCAAACACUAGAUGAGAAGCGAUUGGAGGGGUCAGAGCAGGUCUUGGACAUUUUGUAUCAGCCACAGGCUGUGUUCAAAGUACGUGCAGUCACACGCUGCACAAGUUCUAUACCUGGACAUGCUGAGGCUGUCAUAACUGCACAGUUCAGUCCUGACGGCAGAUUUUUAGCCAGUGGUUCAGGUGACACUACCGUGAGGUUCUGGGAUGUGAACACAGAAACACCUCAGUACACAUGCACUGCUCACAAACACUGGGUACUGGCAAUAGCAUGGUCUCCUGAUGGAAGAAAACUGGCAUCUGGAUGCAAAAACAGUCAGGUUUGUGUAUGGGACCCAGAGACUGGCAAACAGAUUGGUAAAACAUUGUCACAGCACAGGCAGUGGAUCACCUGGUUAGCUUGGAAACCUUUACAUUUGGAUCCAGAAUGCAGAUUUUUAGCCAGUUCUUCAAAGGAUGGGACAGUGCGGAUAUGGGACACGGUGUUGUCCCAGUGCUCUGUGUGCAUAUCUGGCCACCUACAGUGUGUCACGUGCGUGAAGUGGGGCGGGGCUGACCUCCUGUACACUGCCUCCCAGGACAGAACCAUCAAAGUGUGGAGGUCUGAUGGCAGUCUGUGCCGGACUCUUCAAGGUCACGGUCACUGGGUGAACAUUCUCGCUCUCAGUACAGACUAUGUGAUGAGGACUGGAGCAUUCGACCCCCGACAUGCUGACAUUGUGUAUAGAGAACAAACUUUGUCAGAAGCAGAAAUGAAGAAAAAAGCACAAGAACGAUAUGAUGAAACAACAAGUCUAUGCGAGGAAAGAUUGGUGUCUGGUUCCGACGACUUCACGCUGUACAUGUGGACGCCGAUAUCGGACAAGAAGCCCCUCGAGCGCCUAACAGGGCACCAGCAGCUGAUCAAUGACGUCAGAUUCUCUCCUGAUGCGAGACUUCUUGCGAGCGCCUCGUUUGACAAGUCCGUGAAACUGUGGGACGGCAAGAAUGGAAAGUUUCUGGCCACUCUACGCGGUCACGUGAGUCGUGUGUACCAGGUGUCUUGGUCGGCCGACAGCCGGCUGCUUUGCAGUGGAAGUUCUGACUCGACCCUCAAGGUGUGGGAUCUGAAGACGCGCAAACUCUUGCAUGACCUGCCGGGACAUGCCGACGAGGUGUACACAGUGGACUGGAGUCCAGACGGACAGCGAGUGGUCAGUGGCGGCAAGGACAAAGUCCUCAAAAUAUGGAGAAAAUAGAAGUGACCAUGCGUUAUAAAAAGGACUUUAUUCCGCGACUGUUUUCCUACUUGUUAUAAUUGCAUUGUGUUAUUUAAAAAAAUAAUAACAUUAAAAUCGAUUAAUACA